CCUGCGGGCUAGCUAACAGCAGCAAUAUAGUCCAUGACUGAACAUAGCUACAUUUCCCGAAAAUGAAGACUGCAUUGCGGUGGUAAAUAUAUCCGUAACAUUUACAAUAAGUAGUGAAAACUCAGACUCGAUGCCAGAAGAGCUAUAAUUUAGCUAGAGCUUGAACCGCAGUUCCAUCAUCAUGGCAUCUUCACUGCGAAGCGAAGUCCGCUCUGGCGAAGGGACUUUGGGAGCGCUGCCCGGGGCUCGGUCACAGCUUCGCUCGCACCUCCUACACGCCACAAACACCACAGGUUCCCCUGGGUCUCAAAUGGUGGAGUCUGUGGACGAUGCGGAGGGUUUGUAUGUCGCCGUGGAGCGAUGUCCUCUCUGCAACACCGCCAGGCGCAGGCUGACGUGCGCCCGAUGCAUCCAUGCAGGCGAUUUUAUAUACUUCGACGGUAGAAACCCUGAACGAUACACUGACAAAUUGGAAAGACUUAAAAUGCUGAAGGUGGAGAAAGAACGUUUCCAACACAUGGUCAUUACAGCCAUGGACAAGAAAGUCCAGGCAGAUCAGCUGAAAUGGAAGAUCAUGUCAUGCAAGAUGAAAAUAGAGCAGCUGAAGGAGGCUAUUAGUUGUGGGAAUGAAGAGGUGAAAAGUGGUAAGGACCUGCUGCUUCGCUCCCAAGAGGAGAGCCAGAGGCUGCAGAGGCGGGCCAGCCGCCAUCAGGAGAAGAGGGACAAGAUAGAGAGACACAACCUGCGGCUGGGAGAGCUGCUGGAGAAGAGGGGCAAGGAGCUGCAGGGUCGUCUGGAGCACCUGGCUGAGGUCCGCAGAGGACACAUCCUGGAGCUCACCGCUCACAUCUUCCCCACACAGGAGGAGAAACAGGGUAGCAGGGACCCAGCAGACGUGUUGUCGGAGUGUGACUUGGCCCUGACCUCCAGCACAGUUAGUGAGUUGGCUGAGGCCCGCCGCACCACCUACCUGUCAGGGCGCUGGAUCUGGGAUGACCAGAAUGGAGAGACCUCCAUUAGCAUCACUGGACCCAGGGUCACGCUGCCUAGCAACGGGGACUGCUCCCCCUAUUACAGCUGGAUGGAGGAGAAGAGCACCAACGAGGGGCCCGAGCUGGACCACAUCAACCCAGCCCACACCAUCAGUGCAGCCCUCUGUUUUGCUACCCAGCUCAUCAACAUCCUCUCUCACAUCCUGGAUGUCAAUCUGCCCAAGAAGUUGUGUAACAGUGAGUUCUGUGGUGACAGCCUGAGCAGGUACAGGUUCACCCGGGCUGUCACCAAGCUCAACACCAACAUCCUUCACCUCUGCUUCUCACAGCAUGUUGAGAGUGAGCUGCUGCACCCUCACCACACCCUGAGGAACAUCAUGUUCCUUGUCUCUCCUGACAACAAAAACCUGGGCAGGACGGGUCCGUACGAGGUGACUGCUGACCUGGAGGACUCCAUGGAGUUUGUAGAGCCGGAGGCGGCCGGCCCGGCAGAGGAAAGCGGGGAUGAGAUGGUGACGGAUGAGGAGACAGACCUGGGGACAGACUGGGAAACGGUCCCCAGCCCGCGCUUCUGUGACAUCCCCUCCCAACCCAUGGACCUGUCCCAGAGCACGGCCAUGCAGGUGUCUCAGCCCGUGGGCCAGGCCGGGGGCAUGAUCUCCUCAGCAGCAGCAUCCGUCACCUCCUGGUUUCGGGCCUACACCGGCCAGCGCUGAGGAAGCCUGGGGACUCACUGGCCAGGGUCGUAUAUAUUAGAGCACACUAGAAAAACGUUUUGCAACGUAGAAUAAAAACAAGUGUUUUUUUUUAUUGAACAAGUUCAGGUAGUGUUUCAGUCCGUUUGGUGUCUAAUGAAUGCACCCCAGGACUGGCUGGAGCUAUGCAGCACUGCCACCGACCACCACACAGAGACUGUUCUGUUCUGGCCUAUGCCUGUAGUCCGCCUGCAGUCCUGGUCCACUACCACUAAGAAGGGAUAUUUGUUUUUACUAAAUUGCAUGACUGAAUCCCUGUGGGAGGAAGGGAAUGUAUCGCUCACUUUCUUAUGGAGGAGAAUGUUGUCAUUGACAACAGUGAUUUUUCUGGUCAAAAUGGUUAUAGUGCGAAAGACUGUCGCUUGGGACGGGUGUUAUAUUCAAAGAGUAGUCUCUCAUAACUCUCGGCCAUCUGCACACUCCAUCCCAGUUGUUGUGAGAAGACAAUUUAAAGAGAGACUGGAGCUUCUGUUGCUUUCCCAUGUACCCAUUCAUAUUGUCGGUUCUUUAUGUUUCUAUACUACAUCCCAAAUGGUACCCUAUGCCUUAUAUAGUGCACAACGUUUGACCAGAGCCCUAUGGGCCUUGGUCAAAAGCAGUGCACUACAUAGGGACUAGGCUGCCAUUUGGGACAGAACCUUCCUUCCUGCUGCAUUACAACAAAAUGGUUUGUGUAAGGAUUGUGGUUUGAAGACUGACAAAUGCCAAACAAGGGGCAUGAUCUUAGUUAUUCUCACUAAAUGAUGGCAUGGCACAUUCUGUGUUUUACUUCAAAUGCUGUUUACUUACCAGGUGUGUGUGUGUGUGUGGUGGUGGUGGGGGGACAAACUUGACUGCAGCAGUUCAAUGUUGGGGAGAGAGAUGAACUAGUGGCAUUUGUUUUCCUCAGAAGGGUAGAUUUAUACUAUUUAUAGUAACGUGGGUGCCUAAAACCUCAUUGGUGUGUUUUGUGGGUCUUUAUACAGGUGAUUCGAACAGUGACAUAGGUGGCUUAAAUGAUAGGAUAGGACACAAUACAGUUGUGGUCUGAAGUUCACAUACACCUUAGCCAAAUACAUUUAACCUCAGUUUUUCACAAUUCCUGACAUUUAAUCCUAGUAAAAAUUCCCUGUCUUAGGUCAGUUAGGAUCACCACUUUAUUUUAAGAAUGUGAAAUGUCUGAAUAAUAGUAGAGAGAAUGAUUCAUAUAUUUCAGCUUUUAUUUCUUUCAUCACAUCCCCAGUGGGUCAGAAGUGUACAUACACUCAAUUAGUAUUUGGUAGCAUUGCUUUUAAAUUGUUUAUUAACUUGGGUCAAACGUUUCAGGUAGCUUUCCACAAGCUUCGCACAAUAAGUUGGGAUAAUUUUGGAUCAUUCCUCCUGACCGAGCUAGUGUAACUGAGUCAGGUUUGUAGGCCUCCUUGCUCGCACAUGCUUUUUCAGUUCUGCCCACCAAUUUUCUAUAGGAUUGAGGUCAGGGCUUUGUGAUGGCCACUCCAAUACCUUGAUUUUGUUGUCCUUUGGAAGUAUACUUGGGGUCAUUGUCCAUUUGGAAGACUCAUUUGUGACCAAGCUUUAACUUCCUGACUGAUGUCUUGAGAUGUUGCUUUAAAAUAUCCACAUAAUUUUCUUUCCUCAUGAUGCCAUCUAUUUUGUGAUGUGGACCAGUCCCUCCUGCAGAAAAUCACCCCACAACAUGAUGCUGCCACCCCCGUGCUUCACGGUUGGGAUGGUGUUCUUCGGCUUGCAAGCCUCCCCCUUUUUCCUCCAAACAUAACGAUGGUCAUUAUGGCCCAACAGUUCUAUUUUUUUGUUUCAUCAGACCAGAGGACAUUUCUCCAAAAAGUACGGUCUUUGUCCCCAUGUGCAGUUACAAACCGUAGUCUGGCUUUUUUUUAUGGAGGUUUUGGAGAAGUGGCUUCUCCUUGCUGAGCGGCCUUUCAGGUUAUGUCGAUAUAUGACUCGUUUUACUGUGGAAAUAGAUACUUAUGUACCUGUUUCCUCCAGCAUCUUCACACGGUCCUUUGCUGUUCUGGGAUUGAUUUGCACUUUUUGCACCAAAGUACGCUCAUCUCUAGGAGACAGAACGCGUCUCCUUCCUGAGCAGUAUGACGGCUGUGUGGUCCCAUGGUGUUUAUACUUGCGUACUAUUGUUUGUACAGAUGAACGUGGUACCUUCAGGCGUUUGGAAAUUGCUCCCAAGGAUGAACCAGACUUGUGGAGGUCUACAUUUCUUUUUCUGAGGUCUUGGCUGAUUUCUUUUUGAUUUUUCCCAUGAUGUCAUGCCUUGAAAUACAUCCACAGGUACACCUCCAAUUGACUCAGGCUAAUUAACAUCAUAUAUCAGAAGCUUCUAAAGCUAUGACAUAAUUUUCUGGAAUGUUCCAAGUUGUUUAAAGGCACAGUCAACUUAGUGUAUGUAAACUUCUGACCCACUGGAAUUGUGAUACAGUGAAUUAUAAGUGAAAAAAUCUGUCUGAACAAUUGUUGGAAAAAUGACUUGUGUCAUGCACAAAGGAGAUGUCCUAACCGACUUGCCAAAACUAUAGUUUGUUCACAAGAAUUUGUGGAGUGGUUGGAAAACUAUUUUUAUUGACUCUAACCUAAGUGUAUGUAAACUCCCGACUUCAAUUGUACAUCUUUGGCUUACUUCAUAAGAUGUUAGUUUAUUUUUCUUAUUCGGGGCUUGUAGAACUUAAUUUUGAAAUUACUGCUAAUGCAGUUUAAGCAUUUACCACUGUCACAAUAAGCAAUAUUUCACAUGACAAAAAUUAAGACCCCUGUAAUGACCUUUAUAACUUGUACCUGCUAGUGACAAAAUAGGUUGUGUUUAAAAUAAAAAAAAAUAAAAAAGGAUUAAUA
Oncorhynchus keta (chum salmon) is the source of this 4588-nucleotide messenger RNA. It is a transcript of the gene atg14, whose product is annotated as autophagy related 14. The transcript has 9 exons. The record is from RefSeq and is a predicted model, not a curated record. Gene Ontology annotation, biological process: cellular response to starvation; autophagosome assembly; mitophagy. NCBI's taxonomy places the organism in Eukaryota, Metazoa, Chordata, Actinopteri, Salmoniformes, Salmonidae. Gene Ontology annotation, cellular component: extrinsic component of omegasome membrane; mitochondria-associated endoplasmic reticulum membrane contact site; autophagosome. Bases 182 to 1708 code for a protein of 508 amino acids.